Scomber japonicus (chub mackerel) is the source of this 1860-nucleotide messenger RNA. RefSeq names its product peroxisomal biogenesis factor 5-like a (gene pex5la). The transcript is spliced from 15 exons. Gene Ontology annotation, biological process: protein import into peroxisome matrix, docking. Bases 1 to 1860 code for a protein of 619 amino acids. Gene Ontology annotation, cellular component: peroxisomal membrane; cytosol. Gene Ontology annotation, molecular function: protein binding. NCBI's taxonomy places the organism in Eukaryota, Metazoa, Chordata, Actinopteri, Scombriformes, Scombridae. The record is from RefSeq and is a predicted model, not a curated record.
AUGCUUCAAGACCACAUCAGGGGGAAAGACUCUAGGGCUGCAGAUAAGACUGUUGCCAUGGUCCUGAAGGAGAUACCAAGUAAGGCGUCAUCAGAAGGGAAGCCCCUCCUCACAGUGACUACCAAGCUGGUGAGUGAGCAACAAGAGAGCCGCCCGCUUCUAAGCCCUUCCAUUGACGAUUUCCUCUGCGAGACCAAGUGUGAUGGGGUUUCCCGCCCAGUGACUUCCAACACAGCUGUUUUGUCAUCAACACUCGAUCUGCUGGACCUCAGUGAACCUGGUGAGAGGAGGAACAGCAAGGACAGGAAGAGUCCCCUGUCAUCCAGCCAGAAGAACAACUCUCACAGGAAGAAGACGGAUGAGACGGAGCUGAUCCAGGUGGAAGUUGAACGGACGGGACCAAGCAUGCGGACACCAGAGAGAGCAUCACUAGACUCAGUUACCAUUGGUUCACCGCUGGAUAAAUGGGAAGAGCUGAACCCAGAGCGAAAUGGCAACCGAAAAUGGAAGAUGGAGAGACGGCGUUCAUCUAAAAAUUCAUCUAAUGAAUUUCUGUGGUCCAUAGACUGUAAAACCCAAUUAGAGACAUUGAAUAAGAACACCGUGGAAGCGAAUACCAAUACCAAAGCCGAGCCAGAGUCUGCCCUCGCAUCUCAACUCAACAGGCAGUAUAUUAGUGGAAGACAUGCUCGUCUCAGUAAGGAGCAGCGGUGGGGUAGCGCCCUCCUGUCCAGACAUCAGUCCCUGGAGGAGGAGUUUGAGAGAGCCAAGGCUGCUGUUGAGUCAGAUACCGAGUUCUGGGAUAAGAUGCAGGCAGAGUGGGAAGAGCUCGCUCGAAGGAACUGGCUGACGGAGAACGAGCAAGCACAGAUUCCCUCAUCUGUCUCUCCACAUGAGAAGGGUUACUACUUCCACACAGAUAAUCCUUAUAAGGAUUUGCCUAACGCAUUUGAAGAGGGACUAAAGAAAUCUCGAGAGGGAGACCUGCCAAACGCUGUGCUUUUGCUGGAAUCAGCAGUCUUGCAGGACCCUCACGAUUCAGAGGCUUGGCAAGUGUUGGGGACCACCCAGGCUGAAAAUGAGAAUGAGCAGUCAGCGAUUGUCUCCCUCCAGAGGUGUUUGGAGCUCCACCCCAACAACCUUCAGGCCCUCAUGGCCUUGGCAGUCAGUCUGACCAACACAGGUAUGCGCUAUGACGCAUCCGAAGCCCUGCUCCGCUGGCUGCGACACAAUCCAAAGUACAAGCACCUGCUGAAGGGCAAGAACCACCUGGUGGAAUCCCCGACCUCCCAACGCAGGAUGUCUCAUGCUCCCAACAUGGGCAAACACGAAAGCUUUAUGCUGCCUGAGGCCAGAGAGCUCUUUCUGGAAGCAGUUCAGCAGAACUCUGACAGUAUCGACCCAGAUUUGCAGACGGGCCUCGGGGUGCUCUACAACCUUAGUGGCGAGUUCAACAAAGCUGUUGAGGCCUUCAAUACGGCGCUGUCAGUGCGGCCCGAGGACUACUUGUUAUGGAACCGCCUGGGGGCCACACUGGCAAACGGGGACCGGAGUGAGGAAGCUGUGGAGGCUUACACGCGAGCCCUAGAGCUACAGCCUGGGUUCAUCAGGUCUCGGUACAACCUGGGCAUCAGCUGUAUUAACCUCGGGGCACACAGGGAGGCGGCCCGCAACUUCCUGACUGCCUUAAGUCUUCAGAGGAAAAGCCGGAGUCGCCAGCAGUCCCACCAGGUGAUGUCUGGAAACAUCUGGGCUGCUCUGAGGAUAGCUUUAUCUAUGAUGGACCAGCCCGAACUCUUCCAGGCUGCAAAUAUUGGUGACCUGGAUCUUCUCAUGCGAGCCUUCAACCUAGACAUAUGA